AUGAGGAAGCAGGAGGUGCGGACCGGCGGGGAGGCAGGCCAGGGCCGAGGCCCCGGCUCCCCGGCUGGGCAAGUGAAAGCCCUCGUGGACCUGCUGGCCGGGAAGAGCAGUCAGGGCUUCCAGGCCCCAGAGCCCCUGGACAGGGUGCCACAGGCCCCCCUAGGGCCUCACGGUGACGACUCGAGGAUACAGAAGUGCCGGGAGGCUCUGCUGAACAGGGCGAGAGGCGGCCCCCCGCCCAGGCUGACCAGCCUCCUGCUGCUGGAGGGGCUGACAGACCUACAGCUGAGGGAACAUGACUUCACACAGGUGGAGACCACGCGUGGGGCCUGGCGCCCGGCCAGGAGCCUCACCCUGGACAGACUCUUCCUGCCUCUGUCUCGGGUGUCUAUCCCCCCCCGAAUCUCCAUCACCAUCGGGGUAGCUGGCGUGGGCAAGACCACCCUGGUGAGGAACUUUGUCCAGCUCUGGGCCCGGGGACAGGUCGCCAAGGACUUCUCCCUGGUGCUCCCCUUGACCUUCCGAGAUCUCAACACCCACGAGAAGCUGUCUGCGGACAGACUAGUCCGCUCCGUCUUCUCGCACAUCGGGGAGUCCGGCCCGGCGGCGGCAGCCCCACCCAAAACCCUCCUGAUCCUGGAUGGCCUGGACGAGUGUAAGACACCUCUGGACUUCUCAAACACCGUGGCCUGCACGGACCCCAAGAAGGAGAUCCAGGUGGACCAUCUGAUCACCAACAUCAUCCGGGGCAACCUAUUCCCAGAAGUCUCUGUCUGGGUCACUUCCCGCCCCAGCGUGGCCGGCCAGAUCCCGGGGGGCCUGGUAGACCGGAUGACAGAGAUCCGGGGCUUUGACGAGGAGGAGAUCAAGGCGUGUCUGGAGGAGAUGUUCCCCGAGGACCACACCCUCUCCGACUGGGUCCUGAGGCAGGUGCGGGCGGACAGGGCCCUGUACCUGAUGUGCACGGUCCCAGCCUUCUGCCGGAUUGCGGGGUCAGCCCUGGGUCACCUGCGCCACAGCGGGCCGGGGCCCCAGGACGCCGGGCAGCAGGCUCCGAGGACCCUGUGCGAGCUCUACUCUUGGUACUUCAGGAUGGCCCUCGGUGGGGACGGGCAGGACAAGGGCAAGGUGAGCCCUCGCAUCGAGCAGGUGGCCCACAGCUGCCGCAAGAUGGUGGGCACUCUGGGGCGGCUGGCCUUCCACGGGCUGGUCAGGAAGAAGUACGUGUUCUACGAGCAGGACCUGAAGGCGUUUGGCGUGGAUCUCGCUCUGCUGCAGAGCGGCCUGUGCAGCCGCUUCCUGCAGCGGGAAGAGACGCUGGCCGCGUCGACGGCCUACUGCUUCACGCACCUGUCCCUGCAGGAGUUUGUGGCGGCCGCGUAUUACUACGCUGCCUCCAGGCGGGCUAUCUUCGACCUCUUCGCCGAGGGUGGCGUGUCCUGGCCCCGCCUCGGCUUCCUCACACACUUCAGGAGCGCGGCCCAGCGGGCCAUGCAGGCCGAGGACGGGCGGCUGGAUGUGUUCCUGCGCUUCCUCUCAGGACUCCUCUCCCCCGGGGUCAACGCCCUGCUGGCAGGCUCCCUGCUGGUGCAGGGGGAGCACCAGGGCUACGGGGCCCAGGCGGCCGAGCUCCUGCAGGGCUGCCUGCGCCCCGACGUGGCGGUGUGCGCCCGCGCCGUCAACGUCCUGCACUGCCUGCACGAGCUGCGGCACACGGAGCUGGCCCGCGGCGUGGAGGAGGCCAUGCAGAGCGGCAGCCUGGCGGGGCUGACCGGCCCCCGGCACCAAGCGGCCCUGGCCUACCUCCUGCAGGUGUCAGACGCCUGCGUCCAGGAAGCCAACCUGUCCCUGUGCCUCAGCAAGGGCGUCCUCCAGAGCCUGCUGCCCCAGCUGCUCUACUGCCGGAGCCUGAGGCUGGACAACAACCAGUUCCAGGACCCCGUGAUGGAGCUGCUGGGCAGCGUGCUGAGCGGGAAGGACUGUCGCAUUCAGAGGAUCAGCUUGGCUGAGAACCAGAUCAGUAACAAAGGGGCCAAAGCUCUGGCCAGAUCCCUCCUGGUCAACAGAAGUCUGACUGCUCUGGACCUCCGCAGUAACUCCAUCGGACCUCAAGGGGCCAAGGCUCUGGCAGAUGCUCUGAAGAUUAACCGCACUCUGGCCUUUUUGAGCCUCCAGAACAAUGCCAUCAGGGAUAACGGUGCCAGGUUUGUGGCUGAGGCCUUGGCCGCCAACCGGACCCUCUCUGUGCUACACCUGCAGAAGAAUACUAUCGGGCCUCUGGGAGCCCAGCAGACGGCAGAUGCCCUGAAGCAGAACAGGAGUCUGAAGGAGCUCAUAUUCUCCAGUAACAGCAUUGGUGAUAAAGGUGCCGAGGCCCUGGCUAAGGCCCUGAAGGUGAACCAGGGCCUGAAGAGCCUGGACCUGCAGAGCAAUUCCAUCAGUGAUGCAGGUGUGGCGGCGCUGAUGGGUGCCCUCUGCACCAACCAGACCCUCAUCAGCCUCAACCUGCGAGAAAACUCCAUCAGCUCAGAGGGAGCCCGGGACCUGGCUCAAGCUCUCUGCAGCAACAGCACCCUGAAAAAUCUGGAUCCCCUCUUUCUGCACCUUCCAGGGCCUCCCGGGCUCUGCUCUGGCCCACAUGGUCACACGCGUCUGUGUCUGCCCAGCCUGCAGUGGAACUUCAUCCAGGCCGGUGCGGCCAAGGCCCUGGGACAAGCACUACAACUCAACCGGAGCCUGACCAGCCUCGAUUUGCAGGAGAACGCCAUCGGGGACGAGGGCGCCUCCGCACUGGCCAGCGCACUAAAGGCCAACACGGCCCUCACCGCUCUGUAUCUGCAGGUGGCCUCCAUUGGUGCCCGGGGGGCCCAGGCGCUAGGGGAUGCCCUGGCUGUGAACAGGACCUUGGAGAUUCUCGACUUAAGAGGAAAUGCCAUCGGGGUGGCCGGAGCCAAAGCCCUGGCAAAUGCUCUGAAGGUCAACUCAAGUCUCCGAAGACUCAAUCUUCAAGAGAAUUCCUUGGGGAUGGAUGGGGUGAUAUGCGUUGCCACGGCACUCUCUGGGAACCACGGCCUCCAGCACAUCAACCUCCAGGGAAAUCACAUUGGGGAGUCUGGCGCCAGGAUGAUCUCGGAGGCUAUCAAGACCAACGCUCCUUCGUGCACUGUUGAAAUGUGA
Messenger RNA from Puma concolor (puma), 3177 nucleotides. The record is from RefSeq and is a predicted model, not a curated record. Lineage: Eukaryota; Metazoa; Chordata; Mammalia; Carnivora; Felidae.